This is a messenger RNA of Sardina pilchardus (European sardine), 1327 nucleotides long. RefSeq names its product calsenilin-like. Gene Ontology annotation, cellular component: voltage-gated potassium channel complex; nucleus. Gene Ontology annotation, biological process: negative regulation of transcription by RNA polymerase II; regulation of potassium ion transmembrane transport. Gene Ontology annotation, molecular function: calcium ion binding; RNA polymerase II cis-regulatory region sequence-specific DNA binding; potassium channel regulator activity. The record is from RefSeq and is a predicted model, not a curated record. Lineage: Eukaryota; Metazoa; Chordata; Actinopteri; Clupeiformes; Clupeidae. The coding region runs from base 46 to 738 and encodes 230 amino acids. The transcript has 8 exons.
UUGACCCUGGGACUCAGUGGGCUUGACCCACCACUAGUGUCAGCAAUGGUGAUUCAGGGAAUGGAAGUGUUCGCCAUAACAGUGGUGGUUUUGCUGUUUUUCUUGGUACUCAAGCAGUUUGGGAUAUGGGAGCCUCUCUCUCUCGAAGACUGCAGUGAGAGUGAGCUGGAGCUGGCCACGGUCAGACACCAGCCGGAGGGGCUGGACCAGCUGCAGGCCCAGACCAAGUUCACCCGCAAGGAGCUGCAGUCGCUCUACAGAGGCUUCAAAAACGAGUGCCCGAGCGGUCUGGUGGAUGAGGAGACCUUCAAGAUGAUAUACUCCCAGUUCUUCCCACAAGGAGACGCCACCACAUAUGCACACUUCCUCUUCAACGCCUUCGAUACCGACCGCAGUGGCUCCAUCCGCUUUGAGGACUUUGUAAUAGGUCUCUCAGUGCUUCUAAGAGGCUCAGUGAAUGAGAAGCUGCGAUGGGCUUUCAACCUUUAUGACAUCAACAAGGAUGGCUACAUCACCAAAGAGGAGAUGCUGGCCAUCAUGAAGUCCAUAUAUGACAUGAUGGGAAGAUACACGACCCCCAGCGUCAAAGAGGACGACCCGUUUGACCAUGUCGAGAAGUUCUUCAAGAAAAUGGACAAGAACAAAGAUGGAGUCGUCACCUUCGAUGAAUUCAUAGAGACGUGUCAAAAGGAUGAGAACAUCAUGAGUUCUAUGCAGCUGUUUGAGAACGUCAUCUGAAGUGCGGCGUUCUGCGUUCUUCCUUCCGCGUUCUCUGUCCUGCACUCCUCCUGCACUCCUGUGGACCCUGCCGCUCCAUGGGACUUCAACCAUCAGGGGGAGCUGUUGUCUCUACAAGAAGAGAUGGGAGGGAACCCAUACUACAGACUUAUCAAUAACACACAGGAGUUAUGCUCAGCUGACAUCACUCCUACUGUGGACUGACAUGAGGACUUCACUCUGAAGGCGUUUGCAUGCUUGCCUAUGAUUGGCUAAUGUGUGAACUCCGUUGCUCUGCAGCUGCACUGAUGACACAUGCACUACUUCCUCUCUGGAGCACUCAAAUUGACCUCUGACCUCUUGAGCUACACGUGUGGAUCAGAUGACCACCUCUUCUGUUUUCUUAGAUGGGUUUGAUUUCUGUUGCAUGAUAUUCACCGUCACUGUUAAACAGUAGCCAUGUCUACUGUGAGAGGUCCCAGUUUAAGUUAUUUUUGCCAUGUUCCUCAUUAGUUUAAUGUAUUUUUUAAUGUAUUACACUUAAAUGCAUGAUUUUCUCUUUGGAAGAUUCUUGGAAGAGUUGUAUGUUCUCUUUGAAAUGGGAGCUAAU